AUGUCAUCAAAUAAUAUGGAAUAUCAUCAUGUAAAAAUGGUACGUAUGCAAUCAUUAUCCAAUAAUGAGACAACUACAUAUGAUAAAAAUGUUACAAUUAGUAUUCUACAUGAUCAACAAAGACAAUGUAUGUAUCUUUGUAUUAAAGUUGACGGAGAGAGUGCAUAUACAUCAGAAUUUAGCAGAUUAGGAUGGCUUACUGAAUCAUCAACGGAUGGCGUAGCAGUGAUUCGUGCAACGAAAUUUACAAUUAUUAUUAUAUAUGCAGCAGACAAUACACCAUUAAAAGACUUUUUUGCACAUCUACAGGUAGCUCUUAAUCAUACAACUGUUGAGCCUGUCAUUUCUGACUCACAUCAAGUAACCACAUCUAAUACAGUCUCAAUACAUAUAAAUCAAGAUUCAAAAAAACUAUUAAUCGAAAAGUUGAUAAAAUCGAUUAAUAGAAGUGAUUUAAAUGAAACUGAACAUAUUACACAAAAACUAGCAAAUGUGCAAGCCAGAGUUCAAUUUAAUCUUUCGGAUAAAAAUGAUAAGCAAAGAAAAAAGACAACUCAACCGAAACUAAAUGAUGAUAUUAAAAUAUCAACAGAUUCAAUUCUUGAUUUAGGACUUCGUAUUGAAUGUCAAAUUCAAAAAGAUUCGAUAAUAGCACCUAUCAAAGUACGUUCUGGCACAACACUUCAAUCAUUAAAAAAACAAAUAGAAAAAGAAACAAAUAUUAAAUAUAGUAAUCAAUAUUGGUUUGCUUUUGAUCGUUAUCCGAUUCCUGAUGAAUAUAUAUUUGGAUCUGCAAUACCAUCUAAUUUAAAUCAAGUUCAACAAAAAUCUCUAAUGAAACCUAUUCGAUCUGGUGAUACAUUAACUAUUUAUAUUACUUAA
Messenger RNA from Adineta steineri, 882 nucleotides. Lineage: Eukaryota; Metazoa; Rotifera; Eurotatoria; Adinetida; Adinetidae. The record is from the annotation of a GenBank genome assembly.